UACGCUCACCCCUCCGAAGGUUGUGUUUGCGAGCUGCGGCCAGUAUGUCGGGGAGAGGAAAGGGCGGUAAGGGCCUGGGCAAAGGCGGUGCCAAGCGCCACCGCAAGGUAUUGAGGGACAAUAUCCAAGGUAUUACCAAGCCGGCGAUUCGGCGCCUUGCCCGGCGUGGAGGCGUCAAGCGGAUCUCCGGCCUCAUCUACGAGGAGACUCGGGGCGUGCUGAAGGUGUUCCUGGAGAACGUCAUCCGGGACGCAGUCACCUAUACCGAGCACGCCAAGCGCAAGACGGUCACUGCCAUGGACGUGGUGUAUGCCCUCAAGCGACAGGGGCGCACCCUGUACGGCUUUGGGGGCUAAGCGGCCUGAACUUCAGCUCUGCGUGGAUCCAUGCCAACGGCCCUUUUUAGGGCCAA
This is a messenger RNA of Lutra lutra (Eurasian river otter), 412 nucleotides long. RefSeq names its product histone H4. NCBI's taxonomy places the organism in Eukaryota, Metazoa, Chordata, Mammalia, Carnivora, Mustelidae. The coding region runs from base 45 to 356 and encodes 103 amino acids. The record is from RefSeq and is a predicted model, not a curated record. The transcript has a single exon. Gene Ontology annotation, biological process: nucleosome assembly. Gene Ontology annotation, molecular function: protein heterodimerization activity; structural constituent of chromatin; DNA binding. Gene Ontology annotation, cellular component: nucleosome.